Molecule: messenger RNA, 690 nt
Organism: Aspergillus melleus
Lineage: Eukaryota; Fungi; Ascomycota; Eurotiomycetes; Eurotiales; Aspergillaceae
Exons: 1
Coding region: 1-690 (229 amino acids)
Biological process (GO): amino acid transmembrane transport
Cellular component (GO): membrane
Molecular function (GO): amino acid transmembrane transporter activity
Source: RefSeq, a predicted model, not a curated record
AUGAACCACUUCAACAUCCACGGCCUCCCCUCCCUCGUCAACGCCCUCAUCAUGACCUCCGUCUUCUCCGCCGGCAACAACCUCGUCUUCUCCGGCGCCCGCACCCUCCACGGUAUGGCCCUGGAAGGCCAAGCUCCAGCCUUCCUAGCUAUCUGCAGCCGCGCCGGUCUCCCCUACUACGCCGUCGCCUGCACAAUGGCCUUCUCAGCCCUUGGUUUCCUGCAGGUAAGCAACAGCUCCGCCACCGUCCUGAACUGGCUCGUUAGCAUUAUCACCGCAAGCUACCUGCUCAACUACUUCGGGACUUGUAUCACGUACCUGCAUUUCCACGCGGCAUGUCGUCGACAGGGCGUUGACCGUGCCUCGCUGCCGUAUACGGGCCGUCUCCAACCCUACGCGGCGUGGUAUGCGGUGUUCGGGACGGGGGUGAUGACGUUAAUUUUGGGGUUUGAUUUGUUUUUCGACGGGCAGUGGGAUACCACCAGUUUCUUCCUCAAUUAUACGAUGAUCGGAUUCUUUGUGGUAGCGUUUGGGUUUUGGAAGGUGCUGCGUAGGUCGAGGUAUCUUUGGCCGGGCACGGCGGAUUUGGGAUUGAAUGGGCUGAAGGGGGAGAUUGAUGCGUAUGAGGCUUCUUUUGUGGCAAAGAAGAGAGGGAGGGUCGCGAGGGUUUUUAAUGGGUUUUUUGAGUGA